Molecule: messenger RNA, 1014 nt
Organism: Rhizophagus irregularis DAOM 181602=DAOM 197198
Lineage: Eukaryota; Fungi; Glomeromycota; Glomeromycetes; Glomerales; Glomeraceae
Source: RefSeq, a predicted model, not a curated record
AUGCAACCAAGACAAGAGACUACCUUUGAUAUAGAAGAUCAGCCUCAAAUAUUCGCUGAUGCCACUCCAAAAAUCAGGUCAAUCAGGUUUGGUGACUGGGAAAUGGAUACAUGGUAUGUAGCUCCCUAUCCUGAGGAAUACAGUUGGUAUCCAACGCUUUAUAUUUGUGAAUAUUGUUUGAAAUAUAUGAAGAGCAAAUAUAUUGCAGACCGACACAAGAUGAAAUGUCCAAUGAAACAUCCUCCUGGUGAUGAAAUUUAUCGAGAUGGACUAAUCUCGAUAUUUGAGGUCGAUGGACGUAAAAAUACUAUCUACUGUCAAAAUUUAUGUCUUUUGGCAAAAAUGUUCUUGGAUCACAAGACGCUUUAUUAUGAUGUAGAGCCGUUCUUAUUUUACGUAAUGACCGAAAUAAAUGAUACAGGAUGUCAUUUUGUUGGAUACUUUUCAAAGGAAAAACGUUCCCCUUUAAAUUACAACGUGUCAUGUAUCUUAACACUACCCAUUCAUCAGCGAAAGGGGUACGGAAAUUUACUAAUUGAAUUUAGUUAUCUUUUAACAAAGAGAGAGAGUAAGACAGGGUCACCAGAGAAGCCAUUGUCUGAUCUCGGCCUUCUUAGUUAUCGUUAUUAUUGGCGCAACGUACUUUUUGAAGUACUCAAUGAUUCUCCAGAGGCUCUUAGUAUCGAAGGUAUAAUAUAUCGCGCAACUAGUAUGACAGUCAAUGAUGUUGUAGCUACUCUUCAAAUUAAUAAUAUGUUGGUAAAAGAUGAAGAAAAUGGUACAUAUAGGAUCGUUGUUGACAAAGACUUAAUUAAGAAUCACCUUGAGAAAGUGACAGCUAAAGGGUAUCCAAGAAUAAGAACAGAAAAUCUUCGAUGGACGCCAUUUAUUUUAACGAGAGCAUUGCGAAGAGCACAAGAUCUUGAAAACGAAAAGAACAUAAGCAAGCAAGAGCAACAGAAUUCAACUGAUCGGACUAAUAAAAUAGUUGAUGACGAAAUGGAUGUUGAUUAA